Messenger RNA from Saprolegnia parasitica CBS 223.65, 621 nucleotides. RefSeq lists its product as hypothetical. The record is from RefSeq and is a predicted model, not a curated record. The transcript has a single exon. The annotation marks the transcript as partial. NCBI's taxonomy places the organism in Eukaryota, Oomycota, Saprolegniomycetes, Saprolegniales, Saprolegniaceae.
AUGGCGACGGCUAUGGGUCUCUUGACGCUCGAGACUCUCCUCGUGCAGCGAGUUACUUUGGCGUCAAGGCUCGAGGCCAGGCCCAUCGCGACUUCAAGCGCACCACAUUCGCCGUUUAACGUCGGCAAAGUCCACGUCAUCACGCUGGCGGACGAUCCUACGCGCACGGCGAUCUGCCCACUGGCGGCGUCCGUGUACAGCCAAGGCUUGGUGCUCGGCGUGCUCGGGUGGAACUACAGCGACCACUUCUUCGAUGGCACGUCGUGCGGCCCGCCGUGCCAAGCCAAUCGCGGCAAGGACAUUCGGAUCGGGCAGCAAAAGAAGCUGCAUUGGCUCCACCACUACUUUGAGCACCACCCCAAUCUGCACGACGACGACCUCGUGCUCUUCACCGAUGCAUGGGACGUCAUUGUGAAUGGCGACACGGCGACGCUCGCGAGCAUCUUUCUCAAGCAGACGCGCGGCCAGCGCGGCGUCAUCUUCAACGGCGAGCCGUCGUGCGGCGACUCGUUCGGGAUCGCUAACCCGUACGGCGACAAGCUCCGCAGCAAGCGCUGGCCGAUCCGCUUGGAGCGCAGCCAAAACGUGCGCUACGCGAGCGGCCACGAUAUGUGCUACGCG